AUGCUCGAGUAUGAGUGCAGAUACAUUAUGAUUGAGCGUCUCUAUUUGGCACUGGUUUGGGCCACCAGAAGGUUGAGACACUAUGUGACCAAGUAUUCCAUAUUAUUAGUCUCACGAUUAGAUCCUUUGAGAUAUCUGUUCGACAGGCCUGUUUUGACUGGUAGGCUCAUGAGAUGGUUAUUGCUACUGACAGAGUUUGAUAUUCAACCGAUUGACAAUGAUUUCCCUGAUGAGCAGUUUGUCUCAAUGACUAGUAUUGUAGGAUGGCAGUUGUACUUUGAUUGUGCCGCCAAUCAGUCAAGGUUUGGUAUUGGCAUCCUAUUGAUAUCACCUCAGGGUGAUCAUAUUCCCAAAUCAGUUCGAUUGACAUUCUCUGAUCAUCAUCGGCUGACGAAUAAUGUUGUUGAGUACGAGACAUGCAUUACAAGUCUAGAGACUGCACUCGAUCUUGGAGUUAGACGGUUGGAAAUCCACGGGGAUUCCAACUUGGUUAUUCAGCAGACUCAGGGUAUCUGGAGGACUCGGGAUGAGAAGUUGAAACCUUAUCAUGCUUAUUUGGAUUUGUUGGUCGAUAGGUUUGAGUUAUACAUUUUCCCAGGGCAGAAAAUCAGUUUGCUGAUGCGCUAG
Messenger RNA from Vitis riparia (riverbank grape), 627 nucleotides. RefSeq lists its product as uncharacterized. NCBI's taxonomy places the organism in Eukaryota, Viridiplantae, Streptophyta, Magnoliopsida, Vitales, Vitaceae. The record is from RefSeq and is a predicted model, not a curated record. Gene Ontology annotation, molecular function: RNA-DNA hybrid ribonuclease activity; nucleic acid binding. Bases 1 to 627 code for a protein of 208 amino acids. The transcript is spliced from 2 exons.